AUGUCAAAUCACAAAAGCACUGAGCCAGCAUUGAAGAACCUUGAGAUCCAAGUGGGCCAACUAGCCAAACAAUUAGCUGAAAAGUCAUCCAAUAGCUUUGGGGCGAACAUAGAAAAGAAUCCCAAAGAGGAAUGUAAUGCUGUGAUGACAAGAAACAAGAAGCGUUUGGUAGUUGAGGAUGAAGAUAGGGUGGCUUUGGAGAAACAAAUUGUUGUAAAGGAUGGCACUGAGAAAAAGAAAGAGGAGGAGAAUAUUAUUGUGGAAGGCAACUGCAGUGCUAUAAUAGAGAUAAUUCUUCCACCAAAACAUAAGGAUCCUGGAAGUGUUACUAUUCCUUGUUCAAUCGAUGAAGUCACUAUGGGAAAGGCUCUCAUUGAUUUGAGAGCCAGUAUCAACCUAAUACCGCUCUCCAUGUGUAGAAGGUUGGGAGAGUUGGAAAUCAUGCCCACGAGAAUGACUUUACAACUUGCUGACCGAUCCAUCACAAGACCUUACGAGGUAAUUGAGGAUGUUUUGAUAAGAGUGAAACAUAUGGUCUUUCCAGCUGAUUUUGUGGUCAUGGAUGUGGAGGAAGACCAUGAGGUUCCAGUCAUUUUGGGACGUCCCUUUAUGUCAACUGCAAGCUGCAUAAUUGAUAUGAGAAGAAAGACACUGGAGAUGGGUUUUGAAGAUCAGAAGAUCAAUUUUGAUCUUUUUGAAGAAAACAAGCCGGUGCCAGAGCAUAAUGUUUGCUUGCAGGUGAUGGAGGUUGAAGAAGAAGUCUUGAAGCUCCUUCAGUCCCAGCUCAUGUUGACUCUCAGUGCUUCAAAGUAUCCAUCAGGGACAGAUUCUAUUGCUGCAGAGCCUACAGGUGGUAGCUCCUCAAGAAUCCAUCCUAUAAGUAGAGCAGUACAGGAUGCUUCAUCUGAGACCACCAUUCCAGAGCCAUUCACUCUUCAUCAUGAGGAAGGUGAAGAACAGGUGAGACCAGAGACUGCUGCUACUCCUGAGAGAUCACUUGAGGGCACAUCAGAGCCUCCUACUCCAGUGGCAGACCUCUCCUCACCACAGCCUGCAGCUGAACCUUCCACUCCCAAACUUGAGAUACUAGAGGACCCAACCACAUUAGUCCUGGCACUGAACACCUCUCCUCCAGCUACUCCAGUACUUCACUUGACAGGAGAGGAGGAUGCUCAGACUCAGGAUACCCAGGAUCUGUCUCUGGAAUUUUAA
Messenger RNA from Glycine soja, 1212 nucleotides. RefSeq lists its product as uncharacterized. The transcript is spliced from 4 exons. Bases 1 to 1212 code for a protein of 403 amino acids. NCBI's taxonomy places the organism in Eukaryota, Viridiplantae, Streptophyta, Magnoliopsida, Fabales, Fabaceae. The record is from RefSeq and is a predicted model, not a curated record.